This is a messenger RNA of Acinonyx jubatus (cheetah), 2392 nucleotides long. It is a transcript of the gene GNG7, whose product is annotated as G protein subunit gamma 7. Gene Ontology annotation, cellular component: heterotrimeric G-protein complex. NCBI's taxonomy places the organism in Eukaryota, Metazoa, Chordata, Mammalia, Carnivora, Felidae. The coding region runs from base 200 to 406 and encodes 68 amino acids. Gene Ontology annotation, biological process: G protein-coupled receptor signaling pathway. The transcript is spliced from 4 exons. The record is from RefSeq and is a predicted model, not a curated record. Gene Ontology annotation, molecular function: G-protein beta-subunit binding.
CCGGGAGUAGGCCCCGCCCCGCGGUGGGAGCGGGCGCUCGCCGGCUAGGCAGCGGGUUCGGCUGCGCGGCGGGGCUGAGGCGGCCGCGGCGGCCGGAGCGCAGGGAGCGGACAUCGGGUUCCUGAGCCUCGGCGCUGAGGACAGCUAAGCCUCGUGCACAGCCCUCUGGACGACAGGGGCCCGGAGCUGAUGGCAGACAAUGUCAGCCACUAACAACAUAGCCCAGGCCCGGAAGCUGGUGGAACAGCUCCGCAUCGAAGCCGGGAUCGAGCGCAUCAAGGUGUCCAAAGCCUCAUCGGAACUCAUGAGCUACUGCGAGCAGCACGCCCGGAAUGACCCCCUGCUGGUCGGAGUCCCCGCGUCCGAGAACCCUUUUAAGGACAAGAAGCCCUGUAUUAUUCUGUAGCGUUGUCCCUCCGUGUGUCCCUGCCUGUGUCUCUCGCUCCGCUAGGGCGUCUGCACCACGCACUCCGGCAACACCUCUCAUGUCCCCAAACCUCCAGUUCCGGAAGGAACGCGAGCCGCUGCCUCCACGGAUGGGGUAAACUCCUCUCCCGGCCCGGCCAGAAGAUGACGCUGGGGCCGCGGCCACUUCCCAUCAGGAGUAACAGAGAUCCCGAGUGACGUGGUAACAAUUUUCGGAAACUCUGGGUUGCCGGGGGGCUGCGGUCCAGAGCCCGGCCGUGCCGCGAGAAGGGAAGAAGGACUGGCCGCUGGCCCCGGGCGCCCCGGCGGGUGGCCAGUCUCACCCGCUGGGCCGUUUGUGAAACACUUGGCCAGGUCCCUGCUGCCUUGCUCUUUUUCUUCUCCUAAGCAGAGGAAAAUUGGGUGGUGGGGGCGGGUCAUGGGAAACUUCUUUGGAAACUGGUCUCCUUUUCAGUUAAGCGAUUGUUAUUCCGCAGCGCUGGGCCCAGAGCUGGGGGGCUGAGCCUGCAGCUGACGGUUGUGUAAAAUGCAUCCAGGGAAUUUAGGGGCCGGGAAGGGGGCUUUGUCUGUGACGUGCACCCCGCGCAGCCCAGUGUCGCCCUGCUGUGUGGCAUGUGUGCGGCCUCUAUACGGCAUGCACCACCCAACAGCCAGGCCGUGGCCCCCCGCCCUUUCCUGGGAUCCCAUCCAUCCCACAAAGGGAUUCUCCGCAACUUGUCCCGCUCACCGGAAUGGCCGGCGGCGUUCCGUCUGGUGUUGAGCACGAAACGUCGACGUGGGCCGUGGUCACACCUGGCUCUCCCGGGUUGUUGUGUCGUGUUGUGUUUUUUUCCACUUUAGCGCAUCGCUAUGGCCAUUUUGCAAACAGAAAUGCAGCCAGAGGAGGCCCUUCCUGGGGGGGCCAAAAGGUGUUAGGUGACCAGAAGGAGCCGCAGGGCCUCACCCAUGUGACUCCUCGCCCUUCCCUUCCCUUCCCUGCAGUGGUUCGUCUUUAGUCCCUUGGCCUCUAGUACGACCCGGGCAGUUGAAGGAGCCGGAGGUACAGGGAGGGCACAGGGCACACCCGUCCCCACACCCCCACCCCCCCGCCCCGCACCAGGACAGGCCUCACCCCAGGGCCUCGUGCCGACCUCCAUGCUCCUGCCCCCACUCAGCCCCCUGCUAGUGCCAAGGCCCAGAUCCCACCAACGCUACGCUCAGGGGGACGGGGGAUGUGUGCACGGGCUGGCGGGUGACUUCCCCCGGUGUGCGGGCUGUAGGCCCGGCCUCGCUCCCCGGCUCCCAGCUCUCUCCGGCCGGUCCGGGAGCACCAGGGGCUUUGGGGAGCCCAGCCUCUCCAAACCUGCGGUUGGAUGGGGAAGCCUUGGCCGCCUUUCACUGGGCAGGGAGCCAGAGGGGGGACUGUCCCCCACAGAGCAGCAAGAGGGAACAAAACCCGUUCCCCCCCCGGGGAGGCCAGGGCGCAGCAGGAUCUACCCAGAGACUGGGGGUGGGGGCGGCUGGCAGGGCGAGGCCUGUCCAGGCCACUUCUGUGCAAGAAGCCUUAAUCCCUGGGGCCCAACCUUCCCCUGCGUCCCCACUGUCCUGGUCUAAUGCUCUGGCCGUGGGGCCCCACCCCAGCGGCCCCCCAGAGAGGCCAGCGGGAGGGGAGGCGAGGUGAAACCCAGGAGCCCGGCUGAGGGCCGAGCGGUUGAACCGAGUCCGGCAGCCACAGCGCCCCGCCCAGCCCUGAAGUGAACCUAGGUCAGAGCCCCCCGGGGCUGAGGGGUCUGAGUAAACUAGGCCCAGAGAGGGUGAGGAUGGGCCGUACCCCCCGCCCCCAUCCUGCCCCAGGAGCCCCAGCCUCGGCCCAGGGAGGUGGCCGUCACAGGAGCCCCACCAUGGGUGUCUUUCUGAGUGAGAAAAACCCUUCCUUUUGCCUUCUCAAGUAAAUCUCCUCCGUGUCUGUAGUGUAGACCUGGAGGGC